This is a messenger RNA of Ilex paraguariensis (yerba mate), 383 nucleotides long. Lineage: Eukaryota; Viridiplantae; Streptophyta; Magnoliopsida; Aquifoliales; Aquifoliaceae. The record is from the annotation of a GenBank genome assembly.
CACUCUUGCCUGCAAAAGUUAGUGCAAGAGAGAGAAAAACAGAGGAAUAAGUCAUGUCUAGCAGAAAUAACAGAGGUUCAGGUUUCACCCAAGAUGAGAUUAAUGGUCUCCUCUUGAAGCUACAAGCAUUGCUACCAGAUCCUACUUCAAGGUGCACAAGGGUACCAACAUCAAAGAUUCUGGAAGAAAUGUGCAGUUACAUCAAGAGGCUGCGUAGAGAGGUGGACGAUCUCAGUGAGAGACUGUCUCAAUCACUGUCUUCCAUGGACAGUGAUGAACUUAAUGCAGACUUUCUUAGAAGUCUUCUACAGCAAUAGUCUCUCUCUCUCUCUGUGGGUUGGUUAGAAGUCAUAAUACCAGAGAAAAAUAUUUGUAUCUUCUUU